AUGAGAAAACAUUUAAAUUUCAAGGAGGAAUUAUCUAGUAAAAAAGGGGUUGUGAGAAGGUUUUCCAAAGUUAGAAAAAGGAUUGCAGAUAAAAGAGAUGAACGUGCACGAGGGUCAUCAGAUUCACAUACGGGAGUGAAAGCGAAAUAUUUCAUUCGUUAUCGAUUUCCGUAUGGUCAUUUGCCUCAAAAUGUGACGCAGGCACAAAUAAAAAUGAUAAAAGAGCGAAGAAAACAAUGGGAAAAAAGCAUGAGUGACGUAUAUAUAAGAACCAUCAAAAGAAUUUUGGUAUCUAUUAAAAGACAUGAUGCCGAAAGGAUUUAUACGAUUAUUGAAAACGUUUUAUAUCAACCAGACUUAUUCAGGUGUCUCUCUAUUUUAGAGAUACGGAAGCUUGCAGAAUUUUUCUCCAAAAAACAUCCAUCAUAUGCCAUUGCUAUCCUGGAAGCGGCAAGAGAUUAUGAGUUGGGAUUGAGUCAUCAGGAUUAUAGCAUGAUGCUCAAAUUAUAUAGAAUGUUAGAAGAUCAUCAUAUUGGUGCCAUGUAUACCCUCGAUAUCUUAAAAGCUCAAGGGUUUAAUCCAAGUUUGGAAGAUUAUCUUAACCUUUUAAACGUUUUAAUCAUGAAGGGUGUCAGUUUGCAACAAGUGCUGAAUUAUAUCGAAGAGAUGACAGCAAAAAAUUUUCAAAUGGACUAUUAUGUCACUUCACUUCUAAUCGAUAGACUGAUGGAACAAAAUAAUAUAGCAGUAGCUGGCGAUUUAUUUAUGAGCAUGAUAACGAAAAGGCAAACAACUCAUGGGUUGAUUCUUCCAGAAAUAUUUAUGCGACAACAGGAAGGUGAAGAAUCUUCAAGAGAUUUGUCUUUAUACGUUACGAUUUACAGUGUACUAAUUCAAACAUUUAUUAGUCAUGAUCAUUAUGAUAAGGCUAUGGAAUUUUAUUGGAAACUUUUGGAUAAACAGCCAUCACCUGAUGAUCAAAUUGUAGAGAUGAUGAUUUCCGCUUGCUUAGUUAGAAAUGAUGCCAAGACCGUGCAGAAAUUUUUACAGCAUACACAAACUCCAGCAAUAAGUCAUGUGUAUUUUCAAGCGAUGGGUCAUUGCAUCAAGAACAGGAAUUUCAAAGAUUUAUUCAAGUUGUAUGAAAUCUCUUGGGAGAAAAACGUUAUCUUUACAGAACAAGAAUAUCAUAAUUUAAUAUACUCAUUAUACAUAGCGGACUGUGUAACGGACGCUUUUAGGGUUUACAAGGAUGCAAGAUCAAAAGGAUUACUUUCAAGCGAUCUUUUUAUACAUAAUAAGUUGUUGCGAGCCUUGUUAAAAUAUGAAAGAACAAAAGAUGUGGGAUUUAUCAAACAAGAGAUGGAAGAUUUAGGAAUAAAGUCGGAUCUUGAAACGUAUGGGAUCUUGAUCCAAUUGUCCGCGAUGCAGCGCGAACCCGAGAAAGCCGAGACGAUUUUUCGUGAAAUCCAUCAAUCAGGAUUAUCAUUAGAUUAUACGAUAUUUUCUUCCUUGAUCAAAUGUUUUGCGGAUCUAGGGGAUUUGGAAAAAUCCAAAAAAGCAUUAAAUUUAAUGUACAAAUCGGGGUUUAAACCAACGAUCAAUGAUUACAAUAAUUUAAUCAGAGCGGCAGGAAAAUUAACGAAUUACGAAGUCAAGAAGAUUGGCAUUCUUAUUUUACGUGGUAAUCGUAAUAAACACAAGCUUACACCGAAUAUUGAUACCUAUAAUUGCUUUUUAGAAUCUUAUUUGGCGUCAAAUUUUUUAUCGGUUGCGAAAAAGAUUUGUAAAACCAUAAUCAAGGAUGGAUUUGAAUUUAAUUUAGAAACGUUUCAUAUAUUAUUUAGACACUGUUACAUAAUACAAGGACACAAAGCGGCUUUUGAAUUCUUUUAUGAUCAAUUAGAAUAUAAUGAAUUAGAACCAUCCGUUUACACGUGGAAUCUAUUGAUGGAGAAAGCUAUUGAAUCCAAGAGUCCAAAGAUCAUAAGACAAAUUUAUUCCGAAUUAUAUAAAAGAGGGAUUAAAUUAAACCGAACUUCAUUAUAUAGUAGAUUAAUUUCAUUUUGGGGAUAUGAAAAAGAAUAUCCUGAAGCUGAAGCAGUUCUAGAUCAUUUGAGAGUCGGAAGAGCAGAUGAUUAUGAGUUGAUUAAUUCGAUCGAUGAGCUUGUCAAGAUUUAUAUCAUUCAUAAACAUUAUCAUAAGGCAGAAAAUCUUUGGAAAUUGAUCCAAAUUGAAAGAUUAAUUCCCAAUGAAAAUUUAUAUAAUAAUUUAAUUAAAUUAUACACAUUAAUGGAAAAUGAUGAUGAAUUACGAAAGGUUUAUAAGGUCAUUAGUGAUCAAGAAUAA
This is a messenger RNA of Funneliformis geosporum, 2349 nucleotides long. The record is from the annotation of a GenBank genome assembly. NCBI's taxonomy places the organism in Eukaryota, Fungi, Glomeromycota, Glomeromycetes, Glomerales, Glomeraceae.